AUGUCCGCUCCUCUUUCCAAGGAACUCCGAUCCAAGUACAACGUCCGAUCUCUCCCAAUCCGAAAGGAUGACGAGGUCAUGGUUGUCCGAGGCCACUACAAGGGACAGUCGACCGGCCGAGUCACCUCUGUCUACCGAAAGAAGUUCGUCGUCCACAUCGAGCGAACCCAGCGAGAGAAGAUCAACGGCACCACCGUCAACGUUGGCAUCCACCCAUCCAACUGUGUCAUCACCAAGCUGAAGCUCGACAAGGACCGAAAGGCCAUGCUCGAGUCCCGCGCCGCCAGCCGAGCCGCUCGACAGGCUGCUGACAAGCACACCGAAGAGUCUGUCAAGAUGCAGCAGUAA
Molecule: messenger RNA, 348 nt
Organism: Oikopleura dioica
Lineage: Eukaryota; Metazoa; Chordata; Appendicularia; Copelata; Oikopleuridae
Source: the annotation of a GenBank genome assembly